This is a messenger RNA of Rhodamnia argentea, 1821 nucleotides long. RefSeq lists its product as uncharacterized. Lineage: Eukaryota; Viridiplantae; Streptophyta; Magnoliopsida; Myrtales; Myrtaceae. The coding region runs from base 715 to 1539 and encodes 274 amino acids. Gene Ontology annotation, cellular component: cytoplasm. The transcript is spliced from 8 exons. Gene Ontology annotation, molecular function: exopolyphosphatase activity. The record is from RefSeq and is a predicted model, not a curated record.
UCCUCGCUCUUCUCCGCGAGCAGGCACAGAGCCGUGGACAGCUUCAGCGGCGAAAUUCUCUCCAAAUCCGUCAGGCACGGCCGUAAUCGAUCGGAGACGCUUGAUACUCCGCCGGACUCUCCGACGGAGCCAUCCUCUUCCGCUGAAUCCGUCCACAAGUGGUUCUCCAACAUCGUCAAACAACCCCCCAACGCGGAUGACGAUUCAUCUCAAUUGCGACUCUCCAUCAGCUCCGAACAACCGCCUCAGCUUCUUCCGCCGAGGCAGUCGACGCACCGGAGGUCCAGAUUCCAUAACGACGCCUCUGCGACCCAGGCACAGGUGAUUCCCGCUCCUCCUCGGCGCUUUCGAGCCCCAGUGCCGUCGCAGGACACGCAGCUGCUGUCUCCGCCGGAGAACUUGGUCGAGUCUGCUCACCGGAGGUCGAUUUCUUCCUCGACGUGCUCUGCGCUGGAUGAUCGGGUCCUUUCGCCUCCAAGGAGCCUAGUGGAGUCGGCUCACCGGAGGUCAGUGUCAUCGUCCACUUGUUCCCUCGAUAAGAUCGCGCCAAAGGUGACCAGUAACGGGUGGUUGAAGGAAGGCAAUGGAGCGAGGGAAGUUGGGGUUAAUGGAUUUCUCAAAGAGCAGAGAAGCAAGAUUGGGAAGAUCUUGAGUGGCGAGCUCAAUGCCAGGGCGAAGAUUGUUCUCUCAGGACCUUCAAACAGUACAAGUUCUAUGAUAGCUGCAAUAUGUUCUGCAUGGCUGUUGGAGAGUAGGAUGAACAAGAACAAGGGAGAAGGCAAUGGAGGAGGGUCCAUUGCGGUGCCCGUGAUGAACGUCAGGAGAGCGAGGAUGUGGAAGCAACGCCAGGCUGCUUGGCUCUUUCACCAUGUUGGUCUUGAUGCCACCUCCUUACUAUUUGCCGAUGAGGUGGAUUUGGAAAGUCUAAUGAUGGCUGGAAAAUUAAGCAUUCUUGUGGUUGGGCAAGAUGUCCUCAAAACAAAUGGUGAGGUUGGAUCUCAAUGCACAGUUCUUACAGAUAAUUACUGUGAAGAAGCUUAUGAUCUGCUCGAAACUAAAGUGCUCAACAGACUUUUGCUGGCGGGAGUACUGCUAGACACUCAAAACCUAACUGCAACUGGUAAAUUGUCUACCGCAAGAGAUGCUGAAGCUGUACAGCUGCUAUUAGUUGGGUCAGCCCCCAGUUACAGAACUACUCUCUUUGAUCAACUGAUGCAGGAUCCACAAGAUGACACCUUUACUGAGGCCUUGCAGCAAAAUUAUGGGAAGCCUCCAAAUGACAGUGGUUCCAUUGCUGGAUCUAGGAUGGACCAAAGGGUUCCUGAAAGAAAGUCUACCUCUGUCCAUUCCAAAGAAAGCAUUAAGAAAGGUCCCGAGACAAAUCAGCAUGAUACUAAAACUGCAAAAACCGACAGGGUUUCCCCAAAACCAGAUAAGCAAAGUUCAAAUCCUGUACAACCUCCAAAAAAAGAAUCCGAUGCUGGUCGAGGAAAGAAUACGUUCUUCCUGGCCAGGUGGUUUGGUUUUGGUUCAAAAUGAAGACUGAAUACUGGGAUGGCCUGUGAAGUACUCUGACUGAAUUGGAACCCAAGAUCGAUCUCCCAGAUUGCUGAUGAGCAAAAUGGGGAAUAAAGUUGGUCCCUCCAACAUAUUCCAUUAUUCUUGCUUUAGGUGUCAUUAUGGCAUGAAAGCGUACUUACAUAAGCGAUUGAAGCAGUGGUAAAGGAGUUUUUUCGCAGACUAAAGAUUGCUGUGGUAUGCCAUCAUCUGUAACAUCAGUUAUUCCUCCUAUUGUAGCGAUUUUCAGUUUGCCACUGGAAA